Alexandromys fortis (reed vole) is the source of this 4390-nucleotide messenger RNA. RefSeq lists its product as uncharacterized. The transcript has 2 exons. NCBI's taxonomy places the organism in Eukaryota, Metazoa, Chordata, Mammalia, Rodentia, Cricetidae. The coding region runs from base 645 to 2366 and encodes 573 amino acids. The record is from RefSeq and is a predicted model, not a curated record.
AUCCCAUUAAACCUGGAUAUCCUUUAAUUUGGCUCGUUGUCAUUUGGCUUGACUGGGAUUUUUGGCGUCGGCAGAGAGCUCGCGUUAGGAAAAAUUCCUAACAGUCUUCCCCCAGCCCGACCGCUACAGCAGACGGGAGAAACUGGAGCGAUGGGGUCUACUAGGUCUUGGAUGAGUACAUCAGCAGUUGCUAGGUAAGAUGGGGAUUCAGAGGUAACACCAGACCCUAACCUAGCCACGCCUCAGGUGAAGGAAAACCAGGAACACCUGACUGCACCUGUGGCCAAGAUUCAUUCCAGCUGUUUUAGGGAAGUUACACUUUCAAAGAGUCCUCGUGGUUCGCGCCCCCACAAACUCUCACCCUCCCUCGAGAAGAUUCUCGCCUUAUGUUUCGCUCACUUAAAGCCAUAGUGGUCAGACACUGGGACAGCCAGCGAGAGUGGCGAGCACUGCUCAAGCGCAAGUCAGCGGGUCCUAGUGCGCACGCGCAGUUCUCUGGGCGGCCUCUUGCUUCAGCUCUCGCAGGGCAAGGCACCGCAUAACGUCCGGCUCCGCCCCUUGAGUUGCCAUGGAGACCCAGCGGCCAAAGCCCGCCCGGGACAGCGCCCUGGGCCUGGUGGCCUCUUGAGGGCUUUGCCUGGGAGAUGUUGCGCCUCACAGAGCUUUCCGGAAAGAGCGCGGACUCGGCGGAGAUGCGGUCCGGGGCCCUGGGCCACUGCAGGCACUUCUUUUGGCUGGGCGUCGCCUUCGAUACGGUGGGUGUGGCAGUGCUGUUCACUGGCGUCUUCGCCAACCUGUUUUUCUACGACAUGCUGCUCUAUCUGGGUUCCAUCAUCAUCUUCGUCAGUCUCUUGUGGUGGAUCUUCUGGUACACCGGCAAUAUCGAGGCGCUCCCGGAAGACCCCUUGAGGAGGACUUCGCCUCGCGCGGGAGAGGUCGGUAUGCACCGCAGCGGUAGCCGUCGUUUCUCACUGACCAUCAGGAGCGUCUCCAACACCUUCCGGCGGAUCCGCCGGCGGCGGCGGCGGCGGCUCCUCCCGAGGGUCCUCCAGAUGAUGAGUAGCUUCAGCUCGACCGACCUGGGCCAGCUGGAAGGGAACAGCGAUGCCGGGACCGAAGUUGGCAGAACUUCGUUCCAUCCGGCGAAGCCUGUGUCCAUUCUAAACAAGCUACAGCUUUGCUCAAUCCAGGCCUCUAAGAGCCUGCCUCUGGUCCCUUUGCAACAUCCUCUCACCAUUUGUACUUCUAGGAGUCAGCCUGUCUUUUCAGUGACCUCGCAGUGCUACCCUCUGGUGUCUGGAGCUUCUGGCAGCUACUCCCAGAUGGCUUUGUCCUCUGACAGUCAGGUGCCUGUGGACCUUGACCCUCAGGGGCGAUCUAAGAUCAGUGUGGCUUCUCGGAUCUACCCUGUGCAACGGGUAGACAGUCAGAGCCACCUCCUGGUGCCCGUGCCCUCUGAAAGUUCCCCUGUGGUACCCGUGACCUCUCAGAGCCAAGUGCAGGACUCUGUGUCCUCAGGCAGCUAUAUGACUGUGGACCUUGACCCUCAGGGGCGAUCUAAGAUCAGUGUGGCUUCUCGGAUCUACCCUGUGCAACGGGUAGACAGUCAGAGCCACCUCCUGGUGCCCGUGCCCUCUGAAAGUUCCCCUCUGGUACCAGUGACCUCUCAGAGCCAAGUGCAGGACUCUGUGUCCUCAGGCAGCUAUAUGACUGUGGACCUUGACCCUCAGGGGCGAUCUAAGAUCAGUGUGGCUUCUCGGAUCUACCCUGUGCAACGGGUAGACAGUCAGAGCCACCUCCUGGUGCCUGUGCCCUCUGAAAGUUCCCCUCUGGUACCAGUGACCUCUCAGAGCCAAGUGCAGGACUCUGUGUCCUCAGGCAGCUAUAUGACUGUGGACCUUGACCCUCAGGGGCGAUCUAAGAUCAGUGUGGCCUCUCGGAUCUACCCUGUGCAACGGGUAGACAGUCAGAGCCACCUCCUGGUGCCCGUGCCCUCUGAAAGUUCCCUUGUGGUACCAGUGACCUCUCAGAGCCAAAACCCGGGCUCUGUAGCCAAAGAAGGCCAGCUCCAGAAUCUUCCUUCUGCCUCUCAAACUUCUGAGAGCCAUACUUUGGGCAUGGAAGUUCCUGUGGUGCCACUUGGGUUUGCCCAGACUUCUCAAAGUCGUUCUUCACAUGUCCAGGAGGUUACUAAGAACUCAAGUGCUAAAGCUUCUGAGACUCUCCCAGCAAUCAGCCAGAAACUAGCUGAGGAACAACUUGACCCUUCAUUGUUUGUCUCUGAGGUCACACAUUCAGACAGGCAGUGUGACCCUACUGGCAACCUUCCAGCCACCAGUGGAGUGAGAAAAAGUCACCCUUUCUAAUAGGAAGCAGACCUCAGCCAUCUGAAUGUCUAUUAAGGCCUUUGCCAAGGCCAGGAACAACCGGUUUGGGUCCCGGCAAGACUGAUGAGAGAGCUGAAACGGAUACGGGACAAUGAGGAUGACCCUCGUGGUACUGAUUCUCCUCCUGUGGAUGCCAAUGAUAAAGUUGAAAAUGAUGCAACUGUGGGCAGUAACCAGGGCAUGGCCAAUACCUAUGCCAGUUCAUGCUAAUUCCUCCAUUAUCCCACCUUGUUUUCCACCUCAUGCGAUAUGGAAGCCCCUUGUAUGGUCCCAAGAGAUGAUAAGAUAGAACGAUUUAAUUCAACUAAAGUUGUGCUUAAUGGGACCUUUUGUUUUUCCUUAGAACAUAAAACCCCAUGCAUUCUGUUAAAACAAAAGAAUUUGAUUAAUUGGAUGGAUCCCUUGCUUUAUAGUCAGGUGAAUAUAGGCAUAUUGGCAUCAGCUUUAAAUAAGAUUGUUCAGGGUGCCCAAUCAGGCGGUGGUACAUCCAGUAAUGCAACUUCAGUUAACGUUACCACCUUGGCUAUGAAUACCACAUUGUUGGUGCCUAUGAAAGAUCCCUCUCUUAGAGAGUGUAAUAGCACUGAAUUUAAAGCAUCCCUACAUUGUGUCCCAGAUUUUUCUUUCCCUCCCACCUAUACUGCCUGUUAAGGCAGGACAUGGGAGGAGUUGCAGAUUUCACAGGGAUUCUCCCUUUCUCCAUCUAUGAAGAGAUAUUUUUAUAAUCAAUCAAAUGAAAAUUCUACGAUAGGGGACGGGUGGUCCUGGUAUCAAUGGUUGGUUUCCAAUGAGGCAGGAGCGACAGCAGACAUUUCUGCCUUAGCCCAAAUACAAAAGCUUACCACCCGGCUGAUUAAUGUUUCUGGUAUAGUUACCGAAACAUCCCUUGGUAGGCGACUUCGCAUACUUCAAGAGGAGGAGCUGGCCAAUACUACCUUGGUGGCAGCACCAGUGUGUGUACCUUCUCCUUUUGUGUUUCUGCUAACUAAUAUUACUAAUGCUACCCAAGAGGUUGAUUGCAGGAGUACCGAUUGCUUUCUAGCUCAAUGCUGGAAUGCUUCAUGGAACAUUGUAGUGGUUAUGAAGAUACCAACAUUUGUGCCAAUUCCUGUUAAAAAUGAUCCUGAUAUGUUCCCACUUGUUACUCUUCUACGAGAGCGAUGGGAUUUUGGAAUUACAGCCGCUAUAGUAACAGCGAUAGCGGUAUCAGCAGCUGCCGCAGUUACCGCAGCAGUGGCUAUGGCCAAUCAAGUACAAACUGCAGAAACCAUUAAUAAUGUGGUUGCACAGACCACUACAGUGCUGGAUACUCAAAGUAAAAUAAAUAGACACAUGCUGUCAGGCAUAGUGGCAGCUAAUCAAAGAAUGAUUUUUUACAAAGUCAAAUUGAUGAUUUGGCUGAUUUGGUUCAAAUGGGUUGCAUUUCGUAUCAAAAGCAUGUAUGCAUAACUCCACUUUCUUUUGAUAAUUCCAGAAAUGAAUCAAAGAUCCUAGGCGAAUUCCUUGCUGGCAACUGGUCCAAAGAAGCAGAGAACCUGAUCCAGGACCAGCUGUUGCAGAUUGCUACCUUGAAUGAUACUCGUAUACAGCCCAUGACCCUUGGACAAUUUACUGAUUGGCUGCAAUCUGCUUUUUCUUUCUUUAAGGAGUGGGUGGGGGUUGGCGUAUUCGGUGCCAUAUGUUGCCUCUGCGUGUUUCUCUGCCUUUGGCUUCUGCACUGAUUUCAUGCACGGCAAGCUCAGGACAAAGCAAUUAUAGUCCAGGCCCUUGCCGCCCUUGAACAUGGCACCCCCCCCUCAGGUCUGGCUGUCUAGCCUCAAGCAUGACCUAUAACUGGAUGUGGCCUCCACACCCCAUGUAGGGAUAAGCCCGCCCCUUGGGGGCGGGCUCCCCUCGGGCGAAUUGGGUGCACAGACGCUGCGCGCCCCUUCCUGCUUCUGGUACUCCGCGGGAACCUUGGUUUCGUGAGUCUGGUUUUGUCAUUAAAAUUGUUCAAAUACCUA